AUGACUUCUCAGCAGCAUCAGGCACUGGUGUCUGGGAAGAAGGCUGCACUGGAUAUCUUCAUUGUGACCACAGCAAUAACCACAUUCAGAUAUUGCUUCUUUGCUGUCCUGAUUUUCAGUGUUUCACUCCAAUUUUUCUAUGCUGUUAAUUUCCAUGCACAAAAAUCUCUUCAGAGGCUGAUUGUGAGUUCAACUUCAGCAGAAGCCUGUAGAGCACUCAUUGAAGAUAAGGUGUCCUUUCUGAAAGAAAACACUUCAAAAAUACCAUCCAGAGAAUCCAGUUGCAUGGAGUACAUCAUACAGAACCUCUACAUAGACUGCACCCUCUCAGCUGAGGAAGCUGCAUUCCCAAUUGUCUAUGUCAUGACUGUGCAUAAGGACUUUGAGACCUUUGAGCAGCUCUUGAGGGCAGUAUACAUUCCCCAAAGCAUUUACUGCAUCCACGUUAAUGCCAAGACCCUGGCCCUGUUCCAUCAGACAGUGUGACACCUUCUGAGAUGCUUCCCCAAUGCCUUCCUUGCUUCUCAGUCUGAGCAGGUGGUCUGUGGUGGCUCAUCCUACCUGCAGGCUGACCUCCAUUGCAUAGACCUGCUGGCCUCGGCUGUGUCCUGGCACUACCUGUUCAACACCUGCGGCCAGGACUUCCCCUUGAAUCACAGAAAACAUCUGUUCUAUGUCCCAGGCUCCAUGCCCAGUGCAUAAUGGGAAGGUGACUUUAAAGCAGUGUCAUGGAUUGCUGUGGAAGAGACUCACAGAGGUUGUCAUGCUAAUACCUUCACUGCCGUGGAACCGCAGCACCCACAGCACCGCAGGCUCACGCAACCCUCCGAGCCCCGGCUCAGGCCCUGGCCCGGCUCCCGGCCAGCCGUCACCGCCGGCGGGCGGGACCUCCGGGGGAGCCGGUAG
Molecule: messenger RNA, 906 nt
Organism: Indicator indicator
Lineage: Eukaryota; Metazoa; Chordata; Aves; Piciformes; Indicatoridae
Gene: GCNT2
Product: glucosaminyl (N-acetyl) transferase 2 (I blood group)
Biological process (GO): transforming growth factor beta receptor signaling pathway
Cellular component (GO): membrane
Molecular function (GO): acetylglucosaminyltransferase activity
Source: RefSeq, a predicted model, not a curated record